AUGAAGGUACCAUUGUUUCUUGGGGGAGUGGAUCUAUUGAAAGUAGAAGCUUGGGUCCUUGGCAUUGAAAAACUAUUUGAAGUAUUCUCAUGCCUUGAAGCACAAAAAGUACAGUUGGCCACCUUUACACUAGAGGAUGAAGCAAGAAGGUGGUGGAUGCUAAUUCAAGAUGAUAGCAAGAGCAUAGACUGGACACGAUUUAUUGAACUCUUUUAUGAUAAAUACUAUCCACAGUGUGUCCAUGAUAGAAAUGUGUCUGAAUUUGGGGAGCUGAAGCAAGGCAAUAUGUCAGUGGCUGAGUAUGAGGCCAAGUUUACCGAAUUGGCUAGGUUUGCACCACAUAUGGUCGGCACAGACUAUAAAAAGGUGAGAAAAUUUGAGGAUGGUCUCCACAACGAUAUGUUGGAAAGGGUGAAUGUACUGAAAUUGCUACUUAUGUUGAUGUGCUAA
Camellia sinensis is the source of this 450-nucleotide messenger RNA. The record is from RefSeq and is a predicted model, not a curated record. Lineage: Eukaryota; Viridiplantae; Streptophyta; Magnoliopsida; Ericales; Theaceae.